AUCAGUGUGCAGAACAAGACGAGGAAGGGGGCGGCAGAGUGUCUCCUGGUCGUGGUCCGGGCUGCAGGAGCUGGUGUCAGGGUUGCCGGGCGUGCGAAGGUGGCGGAGGCGGGAAAGGCAGCUAGCGGUUAAAGGAGAGCUACCGCUGACUUGCAGGGGAACCUGGAGGAGAGAUGGUGAUGGCGGCUAAGAAGGGCCCGGGCCCGGGUGGCGGAGUCGCAGGGAGCAAAGCGGAGGCUGAAGCGGCUUCGGAGGUGUGGUGCCGCCGAGUGCGGGAGCUGGGCGGCUGCAGCCAGGCCGGGAACCGUCACUGUUUCGAGUGCGCCCAGCGCGGGGUCACGUAUGUGGACAUCACCGUGGGCAGCUUCGUCUGCACCACCUGCUCCGGCCUCCUGAGAGGCCUGAACCCCCCUCAUCGGGUCAAGUCCAUCUCCAUGACAACUUUCACUGAGCCUGAAGUCCUGUUCCUCCAAUCUCGUGGAAAUGAGGUCUGCCGGAAGAUCUGGCUUGGUCUUUUUGAUGCUCGGACAUCGUUGGUACCAGACUCCAGGGAUCCUCAGAAGGUGAAGGAGUUUCUCCAAGAAAAAUAUGAGAAGAAAAGAUGGUACGUCCCCCCAGAGCAAGUCAAGGGGGCCUCUUACAGCAAAGGCAGUGUCUCUGCUACCCCUGUCCAGGGCUCUGUCCCAGAAGGGAAACCUAUUCGGACACUUCUGGGAGAUCCUGUGCCAUCUCUCUCGGAUGCUGCUUCUACUUCAAGCCAGUCUGUCAGCCAGUCUCAGGCUCGCACGGCACAGGCCAGGAGCUCCCAGCCUCCUUCCCAUUCAUCCACCAAGAAAGCCAGCACUGACCUGCUAGCCGAUAUUGGAGGAGACCCCUUUGCUGCUCCCCAGGUGGCACCAGCCUUUGCCUCAUUCCCAGGUUUUGGAGGCCAGAAUCCUUCCCAUGGAGGCUUUGCCAACUUCGAUGCCUUCAGCAGCAGCCCUAGCUCUUCUGCCUUUGGAAGCCUCCCUCCAUCGGUCCAAACCCCGUUCCAGGCCCAGCCGACCCCUGCAGGGAGUAGCCAGAUGUCUGCGUUUGGUGUUGCACCCCUGGCAGCUGCCAGUCAACCCAACAGCCUUGCAGAUGUGGGUGGCCUCCUGGAACCCAGGAUGGCUGCUGGAGGUCUCCCUGGCAGUGUUUUCGGGAUGCCCAGCCAGGUUCCUGCCCUACAGUCGGCUGUGCCAGGGGUUGGCGGCAGCACAGGGCUCCCCUUUGGAGCCUUCACCAAUCCCUUCACCACCCCUGCCCAACCCCAGCUGCCUUCCACCAACCCAUUCCAGCCCAAUGGUAUAGCCUCAGGGCCUGGCUACGGGAUGGGCAGUGUUCAGCCUGGCCUUCUCCAGCCAGCGCCACCCUCCGGAGCCUUUGCCAGUACCUUCCCUGCCCCGGUGUUCCCCACACAGGCUGGACUGGUGGAACAGCAGAAUGGUUCUUCCUUUGGCGAUCUGGGGACCUCCAAGCUAGGGCAGAGGCCACUGAGCCAGCCGGCUGGGAUCUCCACCAAUCCUUUCAUGACUGGAUCCUCGGCGUUUGCCUCCAAACCUCCAACCACAAACCCAUUCUUGUAGCACUGUGUCAUUGGGGGAGGAAGGUGCUCUCCCCUACUUGGGGUGUGGGGGAUGACGUCUACUUCUGCUUCCCCCCUCGGAGCCCUGGUGACCAUUUGCCGAUGGAGCAUCUCUGUGGGUCUGAGGCUGGGGUUUGCGCCUGGUUUGCUGGGCUUACAGAUCUGGGAACAGGGAGGUUUGGAAGCAUAGCUUGAGGCUUGCAGAUGAAUCAGACUCUAGCCUCCCCAUCUGCCGCCCAGGGGCUUCCUUUUCCUCUCCAGGAAGGAGCCCGGAAGGAGCAAAGAUACCCUCACCAGGAGGCUCCACAGUGGUGUAUUCUUGUCAGAUCAUUAAGUACGAAGGCAGCCUUCAAUCCUGUCCCUCGUGGACUGUAGGGAGAGAAGUUAGGCACAGCCCCAGCAGCAGCCUUCCCCCCUGGGGGAGCAGCUUCUCCACACACAACCUUCCAAAGCUGCCGCCACAGUCCUCCCUGACAGAAGGGAAGCGGGAAUGUAGGGUAAAGAUGAGGUCUGGUGUUGAAAGCCACCAGGCAGCCCUGGGAGUGUGGCGCUUCUGGCGUCCAGUACUUUUGUUUUCCAGGCUCAGUUCUUCCUAGCUGUCCCCACAUCCUGGCCGGCAGGGUAGGGGAGACUAUGCUUGCCCGCCUCCUGUCAAGCACUUUAGUUAGCCCUGUCAUGUUUGGAUACCAGUGUUUUAUAUUUAUAAAUAGAGAAUUUUCUAAUAUAGCCUAUUAUAUACAUAAAUAUAUAUAUAUAUAUGCACACACAUAUGUAAACAGGUAAACCCCGCCAGCCAUUCUGUUUUUCCCAGACAACCCUUUAACUUGGGGGAUGGAGCGUGGGAGGCUUUGGCACAGGCCUGUAGUCCUAGAACUUGGGGGACUUGGGGAGGAGGAUCACAAGUUCAAGACUAACCUGGACAAUUUGGAGAUCCUGUCUCAAAGGAAAAGGACAGAAAGUUUUAAAAAAGGCUUCGGUGGUAGUGCAGUGGUAGACCACCUGCAUAGACUCCUCCUGGGGACUUGAAGAAUGGGGUAGCUCAUGCCCGUGUCUGUAUAAUCAAACCUGGGGCCCCAGGGCUCCAGGGAGGACAACCAAGUAUCCUGAUGCUUUCCAGACCGCCGAGUACCCCAGAGCAAAGCCUAGGCUGUCCAGUGAAAAGUCUAUGAUCGGCCGGGGAGUUUGGUUUGUUUCUUUUUCUUCUUUCCACAUUCCUCCCUCUGCUCCCAAAUAUCCGCACCAAAGCUUGUUUGGAGGCAAUGUUGGAAAAGAUUGCGUUUGAAAGGAUUAAAAAAAAAAAAAAAAAAGGCUCGGAGUGUCUUGUUUUGUGCCAGCUGGAGUGGACACAAGUCAGUCAACAUGACUGAGCCUUGACUUGGAUCUUCCGAUCUUCGCUGCCUGGGCUGAUAAACACGUGACCUCAAGCAAAGGCUGAACUGCGCACCCUCUGUUAGCGAGAAGACGCGACGGACAGUGAGGGUCCCGAUCUGGGACUGGAAGGUGCCACGGGCUGCUGGAGUGUGGCUUUGAGAAGUAAACAGACCCCCUCCGUGCUCUCAGCACCUCCAGCAGUUCCUUACCAGAGGCUACAGUGUCAGCGGCCAGGUGUCUGGGCCGCUUGCGCACAGGAUAAACACUCCCCUGCAGCAGCGACCUGGGCCUUGGCCUUGCUGUGUACAGCGAGGCCCCGCCCUGCAGACCUCCGCCAAGAGUUCCUGGCCCUUUAAACUAUUCAUUCUUAAGAUUUCUCUGGUCCUUCCGUAGGGACCAGCAAAGGGAUGUGGGAAUUAAGUUAUCAGUUCCUUUGCUUUAUAGACGUUUCUGGGAAGAUCUCUAGCUCUUGCUAAGCCAGUCUUGGCCUGCCCUCUGCAGUAAGAUUCAAUCCCUCCUGUUUCCCUCUAGCCUAGCCUCUCCCCUCCUUCCCUCUCCUGGGAGGGGUGGGGGAGGGAGGUCACCCAGCUGGCCCCUAGCCUUUGUACUAGAUUUUUCCAUAUUUUCUGUUUCUUUUCUCAUCUUUAUAACGUCAGUCUGUUCCCCCUACCUUAUGUCUCCAUAUAUAGCUUGGCUGUCCUCAGACACUCAGUUCUGCUGCCUGCCUCCUGAAGGUUAUGUGCCCCCACGCUAGGCUGCUCCUCCCAGGUUUUUGCUGGUGCUAUUUUUUGAGACAUAAUCACAAAGGCUGUGUAGCUCUGGCUUGAGUGGAACUCACUGUGUAGCCCAGGCUGGCCUCGAGCACACUGUGGAAACAAGUAUGACUGAAUUUCUGACAUGCCACCGCACAGUUUCACAAGGUGCCUCCUCACCAAAACAGGAAUGUCUCUGGCCUUCUCUUUCCCCCCAUUCUGCUUGAAGCCAGGAGUAAGGGCAAAGUUUUGGUUUUGGUUGUUUUUUGUUUUGUUUUGUUUUUUAAUAACGCAGUGUCCCUGGAGCACUCUGGCUCCAGAUAACUUUCGUCUUAAAGGGCCCUAGAAAACGAGGCCACUUUGCCCUAUGUAUAAAUCCCACAUUCCAGGGAUUCCAGGGUCCCUGCCUGCCUCGUGGGCCCAGGUCCUCCUAGCCUUCUCCCUCCUUCCUGUCCCUCUGUCUGACGUGGACUCUGGCCUCAAACUUUCCCUGGGCCGAGGCUGGGACUGAAGCCACUGGCCUUGGCAAGGAAGGGCUUAGCAGCCCUCCUCCAUCUAACCUCUCAGACCAGUGGCAAGAUCCCUAAUCGGUGGAAGAAAUGAGACGAGUAGGCUUGUUUUUCCUCUCUGCACAGCCUCACCUGACUGCUGUAAAUCUGGACGGAUUCAAAUACUCGCACAUAUGCACACGGGUGGGAGGGGCUGGCAGGAACAACAUACUCGGUCAUACAUGUAUGGCCACGUCCUUCUCUCUGCACAGCCCCUGGACGAUGCUCUAGCUAGGCUAUGCAGACGACCGCCACUCUCGCUCAGGUCUGUCUGUCAACCAAUCACCCAUUGGCAGUUUCUGUGGGUGCUAAGCCUCCUUAUAUAGCUUACUCCCACCCCACCCCCACCACACAGAAGAAUCAAGGCUAUCCCACAUGCUCUCCCCAGGGUUCCUACUCCUGCUAACAAGUGUGGUGCCCCCAAUCUAGCAGAGCCUCAAAUAUUCUACUUCCUGAGUUGCUGGGGUUCCAGAACUAGGAAAUAGGGGGCUGAAGAGAUGGCUCAGUGGUUAAGAGCACUGGCACCACCUCCAGAGGUCUUGAGUUCAAAUCCCAGCAACCACAUAGUGACUUCUGAUGCCCUCUUCUGGUGUGAGGCGAAGAUAGCUACAGUGUACUACUACUACUACUACUACUACUACUACUACUACUACUACUACUACUAAAUAAUAAUAAUAAUAAUAAUAAUAAUAAUAAUAAUAAUAAAAUAUGUGCUUAGGUAGAACUCAAAGCAGAGUUGUUGCUAUAGCAACUGAGGUGCACCAGGCUUCUGGUACCCAGCAGAUCAAGUCACCUGGUACGGCUUCCCUAGUGCUCACCUCCUCUCUGUUAGUCCACAGCAGGUCCUGCGGUGGCUGCUGCUUCCUGCUUUAUCUUUUACCCAGCACUCCAGGGCUGAGUGACACAGAGCGCUUGGAGCAGUCUGUGACAGCAGAUGUGAUUUCACAAGGACAGAUGUUUGCAAGAUAACCAGGGAGGCGGGAAGAUGGGACGAGACCAUUCCUGGAUAGCUUCAACUCAAGUUUCCUUGAGGUAGAGUCUUGUACACCACUGCAUGCUCUAGACUUGCAGGCUAGAGAGCUUCUGAAAACCACCCUGUCUCCACUACCCUUCUCACUCAGGGGCCCCGGCUUUAAGGCUGUGCACUACCAUGUCCAGCUCUCUGUGCAUCCUGAGUACCCAGCUCAAGUCUCAAACUUGCACGAGUGCAUUAUUCACGGGGCCAUCUUCCACUGUUUACCAACUGACCUCUGAGCAUUUCUUUCAGCCCUGGGUGGGGCUCUGCCCAGUUGGGAGGCAUCUGGGGCAGGCCUCAGGCACUAGAUGCCCAGACCUAUGUUGCUUGUUGACAUGGGUGUCUGCCCUCAUGCACACCCGAAAAGGUGCUCAAGGAUGUCAACCAGACAGAUGAUGGUGGUGAACGCCUUUCAGCCCAGCACUUGGGAGGCAUGGGUAGGCAGAUGUCUGAGGCCAGCCUGGUCUACAAGGAGAAUUCCAGGACAGCCAGGACUUCACAAAGAAACCCUGAUUUGAGAAAGAGACAGACAGACAGACAGACAGACAGACAUCACUUCACUGCUGCAAUGAUUUCUACAGUACUGAAGAUCACAGAUAAGCCCUAGGCCUCUGCUUGAGCUGCCCUUGAACUAUCCUGAGAAAAAGACCCAGGUUGUCUUGGUUCUGUUUACUUGGUAGAUGGGUUCCUUACCUAAGGGAGCCCCUCCCCAAAAUACCCUUCCAGGGUCUCACAGGUUGGCCUUCUCUUCUAUAAGUUCGUCUUUCCCCGCAUGGGUUUUGCUGGCCACGCAUUCAUUAGGGAAUGCCAGGUCUGCUAAGGCACCAUGACUUGUCAGCUAAGCUUUGUCUGACAGAAUGAGUCACGCCACUCCCUCACCCUUGUGACCCUAAUAUAGAGAAACAAAAUAUCCCAGGGGCUGGGGACAUGGUUCAGUUGGUCCGUUCAAACCCAAUAGCCCAAAUUUGAUCACCAGAAUCCACAUUAAAAAGUGGAAUUCAUGGCUUGCAUCAUAUUCCCCAUACUCCUAGAGCAAGAUAGAAGACUUCCAGCAGGGUACAUGCUUUUUAUCCCAAUACUCAGAAAGCAGAGGCAGGCAGAUCGCUGAGAUCCAGGACAGCCAGGGCUCAGAGAAACACACAUGCACGCACGCACGCACGCACGCACGCACGCACGCAAAACCCCAACCACUACUAUCAUUAAAGCUCUCAGGCCAGCAUGCCUGAAGUACACAGAGAGCGUCCCUGCCUCAAAAAGAUGGAAAGCAAGAACCCACUUCCAAAAGUUGUCCUGCAACCACACGCAAGAGGCAACCUGCACCACACACAUACUAAAUAUUUUCAAAGCUGGGUGUGGUAGCACGCACUGUAACCCCAGGCAGGGGAAGUGGAGUCAGACAUGCUAUGCCUGGGGCUUCCAGGACCACUAACCUAGCCUACUAGACGAGUUCCAGGCCAAUGAGCCUGCCUAGAAAACAAGAGGGAUAGCUCUUGAGGAAUGAUAGCAGAGGCUGUCUUCCGGCCCGCACAAGUAUGUGCAUUCGUGGUGUGUGAUCUCCAGCCCCACCCAAACCUCUCAGGAUGCAAAGGGUUACUGGGACAUCUGCCACAGGAUCCAGGCUUCUGUGACCACAGCCACCGUCAGGUUCGGGUUCGCAUUUUGGCUUGAUGGUGGUGAGGGGCACUUUUAGGAAGGUGUCCCGGAAAGACUAACUCCUUUUUCAAGUGUCUUUCAGUGGCCGUUUGCAUGCGUGAGAAUCUGGUGGGAACGGUCGGUAACCAGAGACCAGGGUUUCCCUAUCCUGUGCUAUGCAAACUCAUCAAAGAGUCAGAGUUCUGCGUAUGGCUCAGCAGCCACGGUCCCUGAAGCAAAAGCACAAGCAUCGUCUCUGAGCCGGAAGGGAAAGAACACCGAGGACCGACAAGUAGAGGCUCAGUGAGGUGGCUCCUGCCUGGAGAACCGCUGCUCUCAGGAUGGCCCGCUAGGCCGCUCUUCUAAUCGCUGGUGCCACCACUGCUAACUACAGCUGCUUCUGCACCCUGGCUUUCUAACUUUCGGGCUUUCGAGAUUGCCCCAGGCUGCCGCUGGCGGUACUCCUCCACCCCCAUAUCCAGUCAGCUGAUUGGUAGAGACGCACCCCCCUCACUCCCCGCCCCUGUGAAAGUUCGGUCCCAGCGGUGCAGGACUCCUACUCUAGCCUAUGAAUCCUAAACUCAACUUCCUGCACUCGGGGCGUGGGAGGGUUAACUUGAAGGGGGUGGAGAUUCCAACAAGGAGGCUGACCCAGUUGGAUCAGCCUCCCUUAGACCUAGGAGUCCUGGUGUCACUGGCCACUGGGACACACGCACCCUGUACAGGCUCCUUGCCCACUCCAAGUCAGGAGAGGGCGUGGAGAGAUGCAGGGCAGCUAGGCCGGUUGCAAUCUUCCCAAGAUUGCAACUUGUCCCAAGCCGGUGGUAGCUCAGGGGACAGGACCCAUUCAAAUUAGUCCUUCUGAGGACAGUUUACUGCCUUUGGCUGGAGAUGAACCCUGCAGGUACGGGCCCCACAGUCUCCUCUGGGGGCGAGUCCACCGACGUGUCCCUCGGCCCGCCGUUUCCUUGGCCCUGCCCGCCCGACGUGCGGCUCUGUGGCCAUCUGAGGAAGCAGAAGUCCCAGCGCCGCCGCUUUUUCGUGCUGCGUGCUGACCCACCACGGCUGGAGUGCUAUGAGAGCGAGAAGAAGUUCUUGGCCAGCGGCUGCCGCCCACCUCGACCCCGGCGUACCGUUAGCCUGGAAGGUGCCUGCACUAUUAGCAAGCGCGCGGAUGCCCGUCAGCGCCACCUGAUCGUCAUCUAUACCAGCGACAGCAGCCUGGGCGUGGCGGCGGCCAGUGAAGCAGAGCAGCAAACAUGGUACAGCGCCUUGCUCGAGGUGCGCGCCACCGCCGCUGCAGCUGCUGCCACCGCUAUGGGUGAGCCCUGGGUGAGCUACGGGGAGGUCAGGGGUUGCUGACUUAGUUUAUCUUGAACCCAUUUCUCUCAGGAUCAACAAAGGUUCAAAUCUUAAGCUUUUACACGUCUUGGUCACCUGGGACUCGGUGACCCUACCCCAGCCUCCCAGUGACUUGCCCAUUCUCUCCAGGUUUCAGCCCCCAAGAGGCCCCUGAGUCUUGGAUCUUCGCCCCGUUCCAGGACGUCUGGCCUGUGACACUGCGGUCCAAGGGGCUGGGGAGAGCACCAGGCCUGAGCAGCGGCAGCUAUCGCCUGUGCCUGGGUUCUGGGGCCCUGAGCCUCCUGCGGAAGCCGGGAAGCAAAGGCUCCAGAGACAGCCGGGCAACGCCACCACCAGUCCUGCGCUUGUCCUUGCUCAGUGUGCGCCGCUGCGGCCACGCAGAUUCCUUUUUCUUCCUGGAACUCGGGCGCUCAGCGCCCAUAGGUCCUGGUGAGCUGUGGCUGCAGGCCCCUGAUGCAGUGGUGGCCCAAAGCAUUCAUGAGACCGUCCUGGCUGCCAUGAAGAGACUGGGGAGCAGUGCAGCCAGUGGCAAAGCUGAGGCACCGCUGGGAGAUUCUCCAAAGGGGGCUUCUGCAGUCCCUGCCCCAGCACCAUAUGAGAUCCCUGCUUUGGCACUGGCAGCACAAGCGAGAAGUCCGGGUGAGAGAGCGAAGCAGGACUACGUCAAUCCACUGGAAAGGAUGGGGUCAGCACCCUCCUACAGGGGGCCAGAUCUGGGUGGGGACUACAUCGCCAUGGGAAUGAGGAAUGACUAUGUGCACAUGGGGGGGAAAGCUGCUGAGUACAUGUGGAUGGCGCCCCCAGGUCUCCCUCCCCCCACCCCUCCCAGGGUAGAUCCCAGAAAGGAGCCUGAGGAUUGUGAGAGCACAGAGUAUAUGCCCAUGAACAGAUUUUUACCGGGGCCUCUUUACUACGAGUUCAAGGCCAGGGAGCCUGAACAUGGGCAUUCUAGUGCCCAGUGUAGCAUUAGGGACAGAUGGAGACCCACGGUGGCUCAGCCCCGCUCUUCCCAAGGGUCAGAGCUCUCUGGGGACUACAUGUACAUCCCUGACUAUCCCAGUGCUAGGCUGGGGUCUCUGGACAGCUGCCUCAACUAUGUGGACCUGGACCUAGUCCCUCCCCUGGAGGUUCCUGGAGCGGCCCCAGGGAAUAGUCCACAUAGCUAUGCCAGCAUCAAGUUCUAGAACUUUCAGAAGAUAGGGGAGGAGAACCAAGCAUUGGUUAGGGAAGAGAGGAAAAGAAGAGAAAACCUUAGCACUGUUCAGCUCAGCUUCUGCACAUAGGAGCCAGGGACUCUGAGGCCUUGUGAGGUGCUAUGCUGCCCCCUUGCCUGCUCUGUCUCUUCCAGCUGUACCGCCUCAGAAACACCUCAGGAAGAAGUGCUCCAAAGAAAUUAGACUCUUAAGAGAAAGUACUAGAACAUCUCUCUGCACCCCCACCCCAAACCCAAACAACAAACAAAUAAAACACCUACAGAACCA
This is a messenger RNA of Rattus norvegicus (Norway rat), 9767 nucleotides long. It is a transcript of the gene Agfg2, whose product is annotated as ArfGAP with FG repeats 2. Gene Ontology annotation, molecular function: GTPase activator activity. Lineage: Eukaryota; Metazoa; Chordata; Mammalia; Rodentia; Muridae. The record is from RefSeq and is a predicted model, not a curated record.